This is a messenger RNA of Paramecium tetraurelia, 324 nucleotides long. RefSeq lists its product as uncharacterized. The record is from RefSeq and is a predicted model, not a curated record. Gene Ontology annotation, biological process: cellular response to nitrogen starvation. The transcript is spliced from 3 exons. Lineage: Eukaryota; Ciliophora; Oligohymenophorea; Peniculida; Parameciidae.
AUGUAGAGUAUUUAAGUCUCACUUGCUGAUAAAUAUCCUGAUAGAGUUCCAAUUUUGCUUGAAAUUACAGAUAAAUCUAAAAUUCGGUUUUCAGAUGGAUCAUAAUGCAAAAAAUAUUUGGUUAGUAAAUCAGAUCACUUUUAUCACUUUUUUUAAAUACUCAGAAACUCUUUAAAAUUGUCAAAAAAAGAAGCCAUAUAUUUAUUUGUCAAUAAUUCUGGAUUGAUUAAACCUGAAAGUCAAGUUGGAGAAAUCUAUUCUAAACAUCGUAGUAGUGAUGGUUUUUUAAGAAUUAUUUUAAGUGAAUAUGCUACGUUUGGAUGA